Molecule: messenger RNA, 2533 nt
Organism: Larimichthys crocea (large yellow croaker)
Lineage: Eukaryota; Metazoa; Chordata; Actinopteri; Sciaenidae
Gene: ankrd54
Product: ankyrin repeat domain 54
Exons: 8
Coding region: 317-1342 (341 amino acids)
Molecular function (GO): protein binding
Source: RefSeq, a predicted model, not a curated record
AGGAACAACGCUGAAUCUGAUUGGUGGAUGGUUGGUUGACUGCACAAUGGGUGUGCCUGUUACUAGCCGAAUGGAAACUGUGGAGCACGGGGCGACAUUUUGGCGCUGUGGAGGAAGAGUGUUACCUGUUAAAAUAUCACAAAUCACCCCGAGAAGAGAGGCUUUCAUGGGGGAGUUUGUGAGCUGACAUGCCGCAGGAUGGUCCCCGGGUGUCGCUGAUAUAUUUAAAGCCAGCUCCGAGACGUUACUGACGGCUUUAUUUCCUUCUCGGACCGCCUGUUUGUAUAAACACACCAUCCAUAUGUCGCCGUAAAGUAUGGACGACUGGAGCCCGAUCGUUGCUGCAGCUUCGGAUAACGACCGCUCCAGCUCCGAGGGGGAGUACACGCUGGAGCCCGGAGCCGGGGAUGGAACCCGGCAGGCGGGGGACGGAGAGCAGCAGCAGCGGCGGCGGGGUAAUAACGUGGAAGGUGUGAUGAUGAUGGACGACGGUGGAGGUGGAGGUGGAGUGGGUACUACUACUACUACUGCUGCUGCUGCUGUCGGGUUCGGGAUAAGUGGGACCGGUGAGGGGAAGGUGGUGUUGGGUCGAGUCGGACAGAGAGACGAUAAAGAACUCAGGUACCUGCACUUGUUGUGGGAGCCCGGACGAGCUGAGCUCGGAGCCGGCGGGGUGGCGAGCAAGCUGGGGAAGGUGACGGGGAGCAGGGCCAGGAGGCAGCACAGGGUGGUCCGGAACCUCGGUCCAAUUGGUAAAGAUAUUUACGCUGUGAAGAGGCUGAGGGAAGCGGCCAACAGCAACGACAUUGACACAGUUCGAAAGCUGCUGCAGGACGACAUCGACCCCUGUGCGGCAGACGACAAAGGAAGGACGGCCCUCCAUUUCUCUUCCUGCAACGGCAACGAGAGCAUCGUGCAAUUGUUGCUGAGCCACGGCGCUGACCCAAACCAGCGAGACAGUCUGGGAAAUACCCCCCUCCACCUGGCGGCCUGUACCAACCACGUGCCUGUAAUCACCACGUUACUGAGAGGAGGAGCUCGAGUGGACGCCCUCGACCGAGCGGGCCGGACUCCUCUUCAUCUCGCACGUUCGAAGCUGAACAUCCUGCAGGAGGGAGAUUCACGCAGCUUAGAGACCCUGAGAGGGGAAGUAACACAGAUUAUCCAGAUGCUGAGAGAAUAUCUGAACUUAAUGGGCCAGAGUGAAGCUAAAGAGAGGCUGGAGCACAUUUCAACACAGCUGCAGCAUACACGCACCAAAGAGCAGGUGGACGAGGUGACAGAUUUAUUGGCCAGUUUCACAUCACUCAGUCUACAGAAACAGAAUUUGGGGGAUAGGUAGAAGAUAAAUGUCGUGUCUCACUUCGGAUACUUCCGUCAGUACACUUCUAUGUAGUACACUGUGUACUUCCUGCUGUAGUAAGCUCUCAGCAGCGUAGUUCUCUCUCAAGUUGAGUAUGGACGUUGUUCAUUUAGUGGAGAUGACGAUCAUAAAACUGGCGACCGCUGAGGGCAAACUUUUUGAACGUUCACCAUGCAGGUACUCGCAGCACAGUGCCAGUGUGGACGCACUCAAAAUAGCAAGUGUAAAUAUGGAAGUAUGUGAAUUGAGACACAUUGUAUAGAGAGCUGAAGACUUCACUAGCCAGCCUCAACCCAACAAGCAGCAAAUGCCGUCACGCUCAGGUUUUCUGUUCAUGAACUAAAUAUAUAUAGUUGUAACAUGUUGAGUUUGCAUGUCUUCCCCGUGUUUGUGUCGAUUCUCUCCAGGUACUCCGGUUUCCUCCCACAGUCCAAAGACAUACAGUUAAAAGGUUAAUUAGUGACUCUAAAUUGGCUGUAGGUGAGUAGUAGGUAUUCAUUUAUCAUAAGGAUAGAAUAACAGUAUUACAAGAUAGCUUUUCAGCUGAUUUAAAAGGAUAAAAGAAACCCUUAAGGCCAGUUUCAGACCAAAUAAGGUGUUGUUUUGAAUCGCCACAGUGUGAAACAAUCAGGAAAUAACUUAACGCUGAUUAACAGGCUUUAUCGAGACCGGUGCUCGCUCAUUCUCAUUCAUUGUCACUCAACCACUGCUGGCUCUCUCUGUCUCAAACCGUCGGACACAAACCAAAUUAAACUUCUUUGUGUCACUAUUUUACAGCGUAAAUUGCGAGUCAGACUCAGAUUUAGAAGCUGGGUCAUAGUUUAGUCCAUGAAUCCACCUAGAUAGUCUGAGUUUCAGAGACGUUUCAGGCCGUCUGGUGGAGGUUUGACUUGUUAGUUUCUCCAACUCAAAAUCGACAUCCCCACUCAAAAAUGAAUGGGGGGAAAAAGCGUGAAGCUAAGCUUGGUGGGACUUCAGCUCUCUGUUGUGUUUGUGUGUGCAGAUGUUCUUUGCCUUUCUUUAGUAGCUCUGUGAUUAAACAGUCACUGUUGUAUUUUUUGGUUCGUAUCAUGUUGCCUUUUUUUCUCUUGUACUGCAUGUUGCGUUUGAACUGUACUGUAAACAAAUGAUUUGGCUGUUUGUGAAUCAAUAAAUCAAAAUGUUUGCCUA